This is a messenger RNA of Cetraspora pellucida, 147 nucleotides long. Lineage: Eukaryota; Fungi; Glomeromycota; Glomeromycetes; Diversisporales; Gigasporaceae. The record is from the annotation of a GenBank genome assembly.
AUGAUAAUCCCUUUUGUCAGAGAAUGGUUGUAUUUGACCAAUUUGAAAGUAAUUAAAUGUUCGAAUACAGGCGAAAUUCUUUUUGAUAAGUUAAGAGCUGAUAGUAUUAUGGCUCAUCUGUUUUUUUACGAGAAAAGGAAUACUUAG